Molecule: messenger RNA, 1113 nt
Organism: Chaetura pelagica (chimney swift)
Lineage: Eukaryota; Metazoa; Chordata; Aves; Apodiformes; Apodidae
Product: gap junction beta-6 protein
Exons: 1
Coding region: 5-796 (263 amino acids)
Biological process (GO): cell communication
Cellular component (GO): connexin complex
Source: RefSeq, a predicted model, not a curated record
GACAAUGGAUUGGGGAGCCCUGCAUACCAUUUUAGGAGGUGUAAAUAAGCACUCCACCAGCAUUGGGAAGAUAUGGCUCACAGUCCUGUUCAUCUUCCGCGUCAUGAUCCUGGUGGUGGCUGCAGAGAGAGUCUGGGGAGAUGAGCAAGAUGACUUCAUCUGCAACACUCUGCAACCUGGUUGCAAGAAUGUUUGCUAUGAUCACUUUUUCCCCAUCUCCCACAUCAGACUCUGGGCCCUGCAGCUGAUCUUUGUCUCCACGCCGGCGCUGCUGGUGGCCAUGCAUGUAGCUUACAGGAGGCACGAGAAGAAAAGGCAGUUCAGGAAGGGAGACCAGAAGUGCGAAUACAAGGACAUCGAAGAAAUCAGAAGGCAGAGGUUUCGUAUUGAGGGCUCCCUGUGGUGGACGUACACCAGCAGCAUCUUCUUCAGGCUGAUCUUUGAAGCAGUCUUCAUGUACGCGUUUUAUUUCAUGUACGACGGGUUCCGAAUGCCUCGCUUGAUGAAGUGUAGUGCUUGGCCCUGCCCCAACACGGUGGACUGCUUUGUUUCUCGACCUACUGAAAAGACAGUGUUCACUAUUUUCAUGAUUGCUGUGUCCAGCAUUUGCAUCCUUUUAAAUGUGGCUGAAUUGUGUUACUUACUGACAAAAUUUUUCCUCAGAAGAUCUAAAAGAGCUGGGAAUCCAAAACACCAUCCCAACCAUGAGAAUAAGGAAGAGACCAAACAAAAUGAAAUGAAUGAGUUAAUAUCUGAUAGCUGUCAGAACACAGUUAUAGGGUUUUCAAGUAGCUAAGGACAUGUCAGUGCUGGUGUUCACUCUUUUUGGAGUGAAUGUUGUUUAAGGGCUGCACAUGGCAUUUGUUAUAUGAAACAGUUUAAGUUUGAGACUUUGAAACAUAGUGUCAGGUGUCAAUUAUGCACAUGUCUGAAAAUAGUCAGGGCAGCCUAAACAUGCAAUUUGUGUACGGAUUAAAUAGGAAAGUGUAUUUCCUGUGAGUGCCUUUACAAGCUGUCUAUGACAAGUGGGAAACAAUCCUUCAUGCUGACACAGCUGCUGGAAACUACAUGCAAUAGCAAUAAGAACAAAAUUCUUUCCAAGCUAGAUUUUCU